Molecule: messenger RNA, 3405 nt
Organism: Acanthopagrus latus (yellowfin seabream)
Lineage: Eukaryota; Metazoa; Chordata; Actinopteri; Spariformes; Sparidae
Product: calpain-1 catalytic subunit-like
Exons: 22
Coding region: 158-2308 (716 amino acids)
Biological process (GO): proteolysis
Cellular component (GO): cytoplasm
Molecular function (GO): calcium ion binding; calcium-dependent cysteine-type endopeptidase activity
Source: RefSeq, a predicted model, not a curated record
GCACCUUUUGGUGGGAGGGUCUGUCUCCUGACUUAUGCAACACAGUUUGUAUAUAAGUCGUCUGUAGUCUGCUGCUCAGACCAGACUUGACACUUCCAGGUCCCGUCUCUCGUGAAGAAGCCGCUUGGUUGCAGCAGUCCUGCAGAGUCUCGUCAGCAUGUCUGAGUCAGGAAAAUGCACCUCUAUCAUCAACCUGCGCUACCAAGAUGGCAGCGAGGGAAGCCCCUCCAACCCCGCCAAGUUCAACAACCAAGACUACGCCCAGCUGAAAGAUAACUGCCUCCGCAGAGGCAGACUGUUUGUGGACAACACCUUCCCACCGAACAACCAGUCUCUGGGUGACCUGCCUGAUCUGAGCAGCUGGCGUGAAGCCCAAGUGGAGUGGCUUCGUCCGGCUGACAUCCUGAAAGCACAAAACAACAACGAUGAGCCGAUCUUCUGUUCCAAAGGAGCCUCGAGGUUCGACUUCGGUCAAGGCAGUGUUGGUAACUGCUGGUUCCUGGCUGCAAUUUCCGCACUGACAUUCCACAAAAGCCUGAUGGUGCAAGUCGUACCGAUGGACCAGUCCUUCAAGAACUAUACAGGGAUCUUUCACUUCAGGUUCUGGAGGUUUGGCAAGUGGGUGGAUGUUGUUAUUGACGACCACCUGCCAACGAUCGACAACAAAUUACUGUCAGUGCACGCCAAAAGUGGGAACGAGUUCUGGGUUCCUCUGCUGGAGAAAGCAUACGCCAAAGUGUGCGGCUCAUACGCAGACAUGAACGCUGGCUUGCCAUCAGAGGCCUGCAAGGAUUUCAGCGGAGGGGUGCACAUGACCUACAAACUCAGGGAGGAACACUCGUCAGGCCACGACGAUGAGCUGUGGCUCGCCCUGAGCAGAGCCACCGGCUGCAACUCCAUGAUCUGCUGUGGGACGGCCCAGAAAGGGGAUAAGCUGGUGAACACUGUGGCUCACACUGGAUUGGUGGAUGCUCACGCCUAUUCCGUCACCGCAGUCACAAAGGUCAAUUAUUACGGCUCCGAGGUGAAGCUGGUGCGAGUCAUGAACCCUUGGGGCAGAACAGAGUGGAACGGAAAGUGGAGCGACAAGUCGGAUAUGUGGCAGAAGGUAAGCCCAGAGGAUCAGGAGAAGUGUUCUGACCGCGACGACGGAGAGUUUUGGAUGGAGUUGGAGGACUUCUGUCACUACUUCAUGAUAGUGUCCAUCUGCUGCGAGAACCCUAACUUUAUCGAUGGAGACCUCACCUGCCAGUGGAAAUGCAUGAUUUACGACGGCAGCUGGGUGGCUGGAAGAUCUGCAGGCGGCAACGUGUCCAAACCUACCUUUGCGACGAAUCCUCAGUAUCGCAUCCAGGUGACUAUAAUAGACGAGAAGGAAGUCGACGACAAAAACAUCCUGCUGUCUCUGAUGCUCAAACCAAAGCAGCAGCAUCGCAACCGGAUGAAGUCGGAGCUGAUUGGCCUCACGCUCUUCAAGGUUCCACCAGGGACACCACAGGGACGCCUGGGCGACAGCUUCUUCAGGAGAAACAGGCCCCUGAAGCAGACGCAGACUUACACCCCCGAGAGGGAUCUGAUUGAGCAUCACAGUCUGCAGCCGGGAGAGUACGUGAUCGUCCCGUCCACCAUGCAGCCAUACGUCAACGGAGACUUCGUUCUCACUGUCUACUCCAAGUCUGAGACCAAAAUCAGCCCCCAUGACGGACACGGUGACGAUGAUGACCAUGAAGACCACAAAGAGGAGGAUUUGAAACUCCCCGAGAUUCCUGACAAAGACGAUGACAAGAAGAAUGAGACCACUGAAAAGGAUCCAAUCCGUUCUAUAUUCAACCGCUACGCUGAUCAGAGAGGCGAGCUGAGCGCCAGGCAGCUCCAGAGGCUCCUGAAUGACAACUUCCCUCACGGAACCUCGAGCGGCUUUUACUUUGGUCUGGACACCUGCAGGAGCAUGAUGGCCAUGGUGGAUACCGACCAACGGAUGACGACGUCCUUCUCUGAAUUCUCAACUCUCUGGAAGAAGAUCGAGGAAUAUCAGAAACUCUUCCAGCGCUCAGAUUUGAACAACAGUGGAUCUCUGUCUGACUAUGAGCUCAGUAGGGCAAUCGAGGCCGCAGGAAUCGACACCAACGAUGGCAUGGUGCAGCUGAUGAUGUUCCGCUACUCGGGCUACUCGUACACCUCCUUGGAGAGCUUCAUCACCCUCAUGGUGCGCAUGGACAAGAUGUCAAAUCUUUUCAAUGACAAGGCAUCAGAAGGGAUCAUUCACAUGUCCUGGGACGAGUGGUCCAAUGUCUUCAUGUACAACUAGACCAACACUGACAUACAGGACAGGAUUCCUGCAAUCAAACAGCAGGGAGACAUCACAAACAUGUUUCUGUGAUCGAAUAAUCCUUGUUGAAUAAACAUUAUCUUCUGAAUUUUGGGUUGGAAUCUUGAUUUCUUGCAGACAUUUUUACACCAAACAAACAGGAAGCAACAGAAGAACGGUGGACCAGAAAUGGUUUUAUUUACUCGUCACCGACUACAUCAGGAAGGAUACAAAACCUCAACCAAAGUGAUCAAACACAACAUCGAUGACUCAUUCCCUUCGUCCAUCUCACGAAUUAGCCAAUAAGAUAACAUUUCCUAUUUACACUUAUUCCUUGAUGUGAUGUCACAAGAGCCUCAAAAUUCAUAUUUACAAGUCAGCCUUUUUUAUUCCACGAAGAUAAAUCAAAAAUCCACCUGUUACAAGUCCAGAAAAGUAUCAUCCAGGUCUCUGCUCGGUCACUGAAGACCACGAGCACGCUCUACUGUCUGAAUCUGUUCACUGCAGCGUAUGGUGGAGGAUGAGGUUGGCAAAAUUCAAUAUUUUCUUCACAAAUCCCAUGCAAAGAAUAAACCCAACAAUCCAUCGAGCCUACUAAGGAAUAUUGUUCUAUGCCACAGAGCUCGACACAAAACAACUGUCCUAUUUACAUCUAUCUGACGAGCAUUUGCAACAAACUACAGCACUCAGAUUUGUAGGCAAUUACUGAGCGUUGAAAAGAAUAAACAUUUUUAAUGAUUCACAUCUUCCGUGGGAGCCAAUGGCUCAGACUCCAAUCGUCAACAUCACAGAUUCUAUGGGUCUCUGUUUAAGUAGUGCACAAAGAUAGUUCAGUAGGCAGAGAGUUUGAAAUGAGACUGAAGUUAAGAUAUUAAAAAAGUUACCACCAUGACACUGCCACUGGCCUACAUGCUGCUUUAAGUUGAACGUGACACACCAGAAAAAACACAAAGGCAAACUUGUCUUCUGGGAAUGGGAAAGGAAUCAAUCCUCAUGUUUUUUGUUUUGUUAAGAAAAGCUCUAUACACACGCUAAUUUCAGUGUAAAGAUGAUUUGACUGUUGGUCUCGUCCUUUAAAUGGGAUUUCUUGAAAAAAA